AUGGGGUGUUCAGGUGGUGAGGAGAGAGAGGAGGAGAAAGGAUGGUCUUCAAGUAAUAGCUGUGAGAAGACUGUCGUUUACCAGAGAUGUCGUUUACCUAUUCAGGACCCAAGCACUGACAACAACACGUACCCUCAAUUUAAAGCUCGUGAAGCAACUGUUCUCAAGAAAAAGCCAUUUAUUCCAAGCCUACCCGAUAAACGUGUGGAACGAGAAGAGUUUGACAGAAAAAUGAAGUUGCGUGAAGCAGAACUGGAACAGCAAAGGCAACACAUCAAGGAGAUGCAAGCUGAGAAAGAGCAAAAAGAAAGGGCGAAAUGCAGAAAACUGGCGUUGAGUAAGAAAGUGACUGAUCCAGUAACUCCGCUUCUGCAUCAGAAAAAGUCUGGGAAGGGUGGAUAAAUAAAAUAAUUCGAGUUUUCACCUAUUUAGAUCUUUUAAUUUGUUUGUUUUGUAUUAAUAAAAAAUGUAUUGUAUUUUAUAGUGUUAGAAUCAAAAUUAUAUUUGAAUUUAAAAUAAUAAUUAUUAUAAAAUAUUUUUCGAAGGAAUUAAAUUAUUGUGAUGAUAAUUCAACCGGACUAUUAUUUAUCUUGGUGAAACAUGAAAUGAUGCAGGUAAAUAAAGUAAAGGGUCGAAUGUUGCAUAUGUGUAAAGUCUCUAUUCACACGUAAUAUAAAGGUCAUAAUUAGGUUUGUUAGCGCACAUGCGCAGAUUUGAAAGAUUGUAGACUACGGCAGAAAAGGCAACAAAAGCCCUCUCUUCUGCUACGGCCACGCUAGGGAAAAGACCUAUCAUGGAACGGAACUCUUGUACUUAAAUCCGGAAAUUAAAUAAAGCCUUUGAACACGUUCGGUAAUCUUUUAUUCAAAAGUUAAGUCAUUACAUUUGGCGACGAGGAAAAGUUGGAAAAACGCGAGUGAUUUUGGCUUUAAAAAAAAAAAAAAAAAAAUUAAAAUUCUAUUUCGGGUACGGCACGGUUAAACGAAGAUGGCGACGGGCACCAUUCCAAAGUUCUACGAAUUCAAUUCAAACGUGGACGAAUGGGAAAUUUACAUCGAGAGGCUUCAGCAACAUUUUAUUGUCAACCAGGUAACUAAUGAAAAAAUCAAAGUUGCCGUUUUGCUAAGUUCCAUCAGCCAAGCCACUUACAAAUUACUAAAAAACUUAACAUACCCCAACGCUCCGGAUGCAAAAAAUUUUGAGGAAUUAUGCAGAUUGCUCAAAACCCAGUACUCAGUGCAAAAAAGUACCUGGCGAGAACGCAUUAGAUUUUACCAGAUGACCCAAGGAAAUUCAAGCAUUGCCGACUGGCACGCCGACAUUAGAGCCGCUGCCACUACAUGUGAUUUCGGAAAUCAACUUUCAGACAUUGUCAAGGACAAAUUCAUAACGGGAUUGUCUCCUGGAAAGAUCCUGGACCGUCUAUGUGAAGAAGAUAUCACGAAAGGAUUCAAGGACUUGUACUCCUUGGCCCUUAAAGCGGAAAAUGCAAUCUCCGAAGUCCAUUUUGUAGCCAGCAGAAGAGGUUACAAUUCAAGAUUCCCGCCAAGAAACGAAGGCCAGUCCGAGACGCCCUUCCUCGGCAAGUUCGACAAACGUCAGGGAGGAAAUACGCAUGUCACGCAGUCACAGCCACUACAAUUUUAAAGUAUAAAUAUUGCUAGAUUGAGGUCAAGAGUUGUGUUGGAAGCUUUGCGGCUACAGUCUUUUUGUUGCUGUGCAUUUCGAGUGUGGCAAAGUAAUUAAUUUAAUUUUGAAUACAUAUCAAUUAAAUUUCAAAAGUCAACACGCGUAGUGCACCGCAAAUAGGGUAGUUUAGAUCACUUACAGAAGUGAAGGUACAGCCUUUGUAUUUCGUUUUGAAUUAUUGUAAUCUUUUUUGGUCAAAAAUAAAUAAAGUUAAUUUGUUUAUCCUUGUCUUUUUCAGCCAAGCACUGACAACAACACGUACCCUCAAUUUAAAGCUCGUGAAGCAACUGUUCUCAAGAAAAAACCAUUUAUUCCAAGCCUACCCGAUAAACGUGUGGAACGAGAAGAGUUUGACAGAAAAAUGAAGUUGCGUGAAGCAGAACUGAAACAGCAAAGGCAACACAUCAAGGAGAUGCAAGCUGAGAAAGAGCAAAAAGAAAGGGCGAAAUGCAGAAAACUGGCGUUGAGUAAGAAAGUGACUGAUCCAGUAACUCCGCUUCUGCAUCAGAAAAAGUCUGGGAAGGGUGGAUAAAUAAAAUAAUUGGAGUUUUCACCUAUUUAGAUCUUUUAAUUUGUUUGUUUUGUAUUAAUAAAAAAUGUAUUGUAUUUUAUAUAUUUUUUUUGAAAUGGCAUCGACAUUUAUAUGUUGUAAAAAUAAACCACAGAAAAGUUAUUUAUGUGUGAUUUGCAAAAAUCUUAUGCAUAAAAGCUGCAGCGAAAGACGGAACAUUACAGUGAUAAACAACAAUCUAAUUUGGUGUUCCGAAAAAUGUGCCGAAGAUGCUGUUAAAUCCGAGGACAGUGCUACUGAAGCUAUGCGAGAAUACGAAGAUACGAUUCAAAAGCUAGAAAAGGAAAUACAGGAGAAAGACAGGUAUAUUCAAAGACUUAAAACGUUAAAUAGGGAUUUGGAACAGGAAAUGUUGGAAUAUGAUUACAAAAGCGAAAAAAUAAUUCUUGAACAGAGUCAGGUGAUCGUCGAACUUAAAAACGAAAUACAACAAUCAUUGGAAGAAUCUCUGAACAUAUCCAAAAAUAUAUUAAAAACUACUGUAGAUAUAGGUACUCAAACAACAUUUUUAACCCAAACAAACACGAAAACACAUUCCAUUGAAUGCCAAAAGAUAACUGAAAACAUCAACUCCAGUAAGCAACCAGAAAAAUGUUCCCACAUGCAAAGUGAAACUAUACAAACAGAGCUCAGCGAAGAGCAAAUAGAGGAGGCAAGAAUUUUAAACGCCCUCAUAAAAAUAAAUAUUGGAAAAAGCACUCAAACACCUAUAUGGCCUGAUCAAUGUACAGAAGAAAAAUCAGUUAACCACACACCUAUGAGAUCCGAACCAAAAGUGGAUACAGGAAAGCCCCAAAUCCUACUGCUGACGAAUACAAAAUUGAGAGGGGCAAGCACAAAAUUUAAAGAAUAUACAAACAAUGGCUUUGACAUCAAUAGACAAUAUAUCCAUAAAGGAACAUUUGAUGACCUGAUCGCACGCUCCCAAAAUUACAUACAUAAAAUGAAAACACAAGAUGUCCUACUACUGUUUGUGGGACCAGAAAAUGCAAUUAAAGACAAGGGCAUUACGUCAACCGAACUCCACAAUUUAUUGAAAAAUGUAAAACUGGCAAAUGUAUUUGUUGCUGCAUGUCCAUUUUCAAAAAAUAGACCAAUUUUGAAUAAAUUCAUUAAAAAAAACAACCUAGAACUGAAACAGGCAACAAAAAAUUCUAACAUCACUUAUAUAGAAACACCAAAAAUAGUCAAAGCACAAACAAUAACUACAACUAUCUGUUGGGAACACCAAUGCUUUAACAACCUAAUUAAACAUGUCUGUGAAAAGCUAUGUACCACUGAAGGCAACACAAAGAUCCAGGACACUCCAAGAAAAGCUGCAUUGAAUGAAAAUAAAGAGUUUGAGCUACGCCUACAGAAACUACGACAAAAUACAAGCUAUAAACAGACACCGGUGGAACAAGACAAACGUAUCAACGUUAUUCAAAACAUAAGAGUAAAAUCGCCCCGAAAAAUAAAGCAAAGCAUGCCUGAAAUGCAACAAACUCAAAAAACGAGUCCAGUUGCAAGGAGGAAUUGUUUUUUUUGGUACCCAAGACAUAAUGACACAGGAUGGCAACCAAUGGAAUGCUCAACCCAGGCUUGCUAUUGCAAAAAGUAGACCGCAGAAGAGCGACCAGAUACUGGGUAUUUUCCAUCAAAAUAUACAGUGUUUGAAAACUUCGACGCUAGAACUGGAAGCACAUUUAAAAACUCUGGAAAAUUAUCAACAGGUUUUAUGCAUGUCUGAACAUUGGAUGAAGCCGGAAGAGGUUAAUUUGACGAAGAUUCGAGGGUACAACAUGAUUGCUCACUUUACCAGGAUACACAGUAUAAGAGGAGGAACCUGUAUCUACGUUAAAGAAGAACUAGAAGAUUUUGAAGAGCUGAAAAUGUUUGAAGACUAUAACAUUGAGGGCAACUUGGAAAUUUGCUCAAUUAUCAGUAAGAUUAGGAAAGUAGUAAUUUUUUGCAUAGAUCGUGUUUGGGGAACUACAAUAUAUUUUAUCAGAUCUUUGAAAUUUUGGUCAGAAAGGCUUCUGAAAGGUUCAAAAACUACAAAAUUGUCUGGGCGGGCGAUUUUAACAUCAAUUUCUUAACACAGAAUAACUAUUUAACAAGAGAAGAAAUAAGAAACAGAAACGAAAUGCUCGAUCUAUUUGGAACAUAUAACUUUCACCAAACAAUUUUUGACAUAACUAGGCCAAAUAAGAACAAAAAAUCGUGCAUUGACAAUAUUUUUGUGAAUUCACAAAAUUUCUGUAAUAAUUAUGUAAUAAAAACAGGAAUAGGUGAUCACCAUGCUCAGACAGUAUCAAUAAAUAUAAGCAGCAUUUGUAAACUUAAAGAGUCUUACUUUACAGGCAGAACAUUUUCUAUUAAUAAACUCACUCAAUAUCAAGAGACAAUUCAAGAUUGUACAUGGGCGGGGGUAUUUCGGGAAAGAGAGGUAGAUGGCGCAUACAAUUCAUUCAUCACAACAAUCACUUACUACCUCAACCUAAUUUUUCCAAAAAAAACAAGGAAAAAUAAAACAAAUAGCAGUUACAACUGGAUUACUACAGGCAUAAAAACAUCCAUUAAAAACAAGAGAACAAUAUAUGAACUCUACCUAUCAGGACUUGCAAGUAAAAGCUUUUAUAAAGAAUACUCCAAAAUACUCAAGAAUGUAAUUAAAAAAGCAAAAAAACUCUCGAACAAAAUGCAAAUUGAAAAUUCAGAAAAUAAAACUAAAACUACCUGGAAUCUCAUAAAAAAAAUCACAAACGAAAAAAACAAAGAUCAAUCAAUUUUCAACAACUUUCAAGAAAAAGAGACCCCCGAAUUUUUAAAUAAAGUUAAUUCGUUUUUCCUAAGCUCAUGUCAAAAUUUAACUCACAACUCCAAACCUGAAAACAGUAGCUGCUUAUUAUUGAAUAAAAAAAGCUUUGACUUUAAGCCAAUAAACCCUGAACAGGUAGAAAACAUCAUCAAAGACCUAAAAAACAAAAAAUCAGUUGGCACUGAUGAAAUUCCAGUGAGUCUACUAAAGCAGACUUCAAACAUAAUUUCAA
Molecule: messenger RNA, 5292 nt
Organism: Ceutorhynchus assimilis (cabbage seed weevil)
Lineage: Eukaryota; Metazoa; Arthropoda; Insecta; Coleoptera; Curculionidae
Source: the annotation of a GenBank genome assembly